This is a messenger RNA of Callithrix jacchus (white-tufted-ear marmoset), 8460 nucleotides long. RefSeq lists its product as uncharacterized. The record is from RefSeq and is a predicted model, not a curated record. Gene Ontology annotation, biological process: regulation of transcription by RNA polymerase II. Gene Ontology annotation, molecular function: DNA-binding transcription factor activity, RNA polymerase II-specific; RNA polymerase II cis-regulatory region sequence-specific DNA binding. NCBI's taxonomy places the organism in Eukaryota, Metazoa, Chordata, Mammalia, Primates, Cebidae.
AAGAGUCUCACUCUGUCGCCCAGGCUGGAGUGCAGUGGUGCGAUCUCGGCUCAUUGCAGCUUCCGUCUCCCGGGUUCAAGCGAUUCUCCUGCCUCAGUGUCGGAGUAGCUGGAAUUACAGACCCACACCACCACACCCGGUUGCAGAUGGCGCCGCCGAUAUGCUGUCUGAUUACGACCCAGUCAAGAAAGGACAAGCCCCUCCUCUGCCCUAGGACCUGGAUAAGCCAUUUCUCGUCACCCCGCACCCCGGAGCUUCGCCUUUCUGCCAAGAGGUUGGUGCAAUGCGUCCCCAGGCCGGACCUCAGGAUGCAUGAAAACUACAUUACCCAGAAUGCUCUGCAUCGAACGGCAGCACUACUAAGCCAGUGAGAGCUCAGAAAAUAGACUUCCACGACAGUCACCAAAAAAGGGCGGGACGUUUGGAGUCUGCGUGGUGGCGGCCAUUUUGGCUUCUCUGGGGUGUCUUCGCCGGAUCUGAGAUCGCAGAGCGCCUAGUUGGGGCUACGAGGGCGUGAGGGGAGUCGUCGUCCCUCCCGCACGGAAGCAUCGGAGCCUUGGUGACCCACGCCAGGCCUGGGAUAGCCACCGCCGUGCUUGGGUCCCUCCCCUGAGCGCCCGCCGCUCCCGGCCCGUCUCUACCCACAGAGCCUGAUGGCAGCGGCCACUCCGAGGGCGCCAGCUCCGGGCACUGUGACCUUUGAAGAUGUGGCUGUUCACUUCUCCUGGGAGGAAUGGGGUCUCCUUGAUGAGGCUCAAAGAUGCCUGUACCGUGAUGUGAUGCUGGAGAACUUGGCUCUUUUAACCUCCCUGGAUGUUCAUUACCAGAAAGAGAACCUUGGAGAAAAACAUUUCAGAAGCAAUGUGGACCAAGCCUUGUUUGUGAACACCUGCAUAUUCCAUGUGUCAGGGGAGACUUCCACAUGCGUAGAAGUUGGGAAGGACUUCCUGGCCAAGUUGGGAUUUCUCCAUCAACAGGACACUCACACUGGGGAGCAAUCAAACAGCAGAAGCGGUGGUGGGGCUGUCAGCCACAGAGGAAAAACUCAUUACAGUUGUGGAGAAUGCAUCAAAGCGUUCAGCCGGAAACACUCACUUGUUCAGCCGCAGAGAACUCUCACUACAGGAAAGUGUUACAUGUGCGGUGAAUGUGGGAAAUCCUUUAGCAAAAAUUACAGCCUCAAUGACCACUGGAGAGUUCACACUGGAGAAAAGCCUUAUGAAUGUCAAGAGUGUGGAAAGUGCUUUAGGCAAAGCUCUAGUCUCAUUCAGCACCGGAGAGUUCACACUGCAGUACGGCCUCACGAAUGUGGUGAAUGUGGAAAAUUAUUUAGCAACAAGUCCAACCUCAUUAAACAUCGGAGAGUUCACACCGGGGAAAGGCCGUAUGAGUGCAGUGAAUGUGGGAAAUCCUUUAGCCAAAGGUCUGCACUCCUUCAGCAUCGAGGAGUUCACACCGGGGAGAGGCCUUAUGAGUGCAGUGAAUGUGGGAAGUUCUUUACAUAUCAUUCCAGUCUCAUAAAGCACCAGAAAGUUCAUAGUGGAUCAAGACCUUAUGAGUGCAGCAAAUGUGGGAAGUCAUUUAGCCAAAACUCUAGCCUCAUUGAACACCAUAGAGUUCACACUGGAGAAAGGCCUUAUAAGUGCAGUGAAUGUGGGAAAUCCUUUAGCCAAAGGUCUGCACUCCUUCAGCAUCGGGGAGUUCACACUGGGGAGAGGCCUUAUGAGUGCAGUGAAUGUGGGAAGUUCUUUCCCUACAGCUCCAGUCUCCGAAAACACCAGAGAGUUCACACUGGAUCAAGGCCCUAUGAGUGCAGUGAAUGUGGGAAAUCCUUUACUCAAAAUUCUGGCCUCAUAAAGCACAGGAGGGUUCACACUGGGGAGAAGCCUUAUGAGUGCACUGAAUGUGGGAAAUACUUUAGCCAUAACUCAAGCCUUAUUAAACACCGGAAAGUUCAUAGUCGAUAAAAGCCUUAUGAGUGGCAAGUAUGGAAAAGCUGUUAGCACCCUGGAGAAAGUCCUUGAGUACAGUUAAUGUUAGAAAGCUUCAGCUGAAGGCUGUCUCUCAUUGAGUACCACAGAGUUCACAAGGGAAAGACACUUUUGAUAUGUGGACAUGUCCAGUUGCUAUAACAGCUCUGAAGGAGAUCCCUUAUGAUGCUGGCAUCAGCCUGAAUUGAAUCUCCUAUAUCUGAACAUCUGCAUACAUUCCAGGUAUGUGGGAGCUGCACUGCACCUUUUGCCCUGCCCAGGGCCCAUGCCAGAUUUAUGUCUGCUGAUUCUGUAGUGAGAGCCAUUUUACCUCUACUGCCUGGCACGUGUUCACAGUGUACACCAUUCACCCACCACAGAGUAUUCAGGCCAUGGACCUGAUCCAGUUUGGCCCAGAGGACUCUGUGGGUGACGUAUUUCAGGACAUUGUUGGCCUCGCAUGACUCUUGGUAUCGUUUGUCAGCCUCGGAAUCACCAACCAUGGGAGCCACCUGCCUCUGACUGCCCUGGGACAGAUGAAACAAGAACCACCAGGAACUGCUUGACAGUUUGUGAUGAAAAGAAGAAAAAAAGAACGACCAUAAAUAAUAAAUGCACCACUGCAUUCCAACCUGGGAGACAGAGUGAGACCCUGUGCGAAGAAAAGAUAAACGGUGGAAGAUUGGGACAGGGUUCAUCAAGGUUUCAUAACAAUGUCUUCCAUUUAUGGACAUAUUUGAAAAUAGGCAGAAUAUGUCCUAAUAUUUAUCUUAGAAAAGGCAGAGUAUGUCCUAUGCUGCAAAGGAUAAAUUGAAAAGGACUUGAAGAAACACUUCAUUUUGGGGACGUAAGAUGUAUAAAAACAAAUAUAUAUGUACAUAUUUUUAUUUCUUUGAGACAGAGUUUUUCUCUUGCUGCCCAGGCUGGAGUGCGAUGGUAAGUCAUCGGCUCACCGCAACCUCGACCUCCCGAGUUCAAGUGAUUUUCCUGCCUUAGCCUCCUGAGUAGCUGGGAUUACAGGCAUGUGCCAGCAUACCUGGCUUAUUUUGUAUUUUUCAUAGAGAUGAGGUUUCCCCAUGUUGGUCAAGCUGAUCUUGAAAUCCUGACCUCAGAUAAUCCACUGGCGUAUGCUUAGUCUCCUACCGCACCCAGCCAUAUAUUUUAAAAAUAAACAAUCCGUUCUAAGGUUAAGGAUAAAAAACCCGUGCAACUUAAGUCAAUUACAUCUCAAUAAAGCUGUUAAAAAAAUAAAUAUUUAAAACUUGCCACUUCCUGAUCAUUUUACUUUUUUUUGUUUGUUUUUGAGACGGAGUUUCGCUCUUGUUACCCAGGCUGGAGUGCAAUGGCGCGAUCUCGGCUCACGGCAACCUCCGCCUCCUGGGUUCAGGCAAUUCUCCUGCCUCAGCCUCCUGAGUAGCUGGGAUUACAGGCACGCGCCACCAUGCCCGGCUAAUUUUUGUAUUUUUAGUAGAAACGGGGUUUCACCAUGUUGACCAGGAUGGUCUUGAUCUGUUGACCUCGUGAUCCACCCGCCUCGGCCUCCCAAAGUGCUGGCAUUACAGGCUUGAGCCACCGCGCCCGGCCAUUUUACGUUUUAUUGUCAUCUUUAUUCUUCUGAUUAUCUGUGGAUACUCUACCAGUAUAUCGGAAACAGAAUACAAAGGUGUGUUACCAGAAACUCUUCCCAACUCCAGGUUCAGUGACAUCAUUUUGGCAGCUUGAAAUUGACCACAGCUGGGGCUGGGAGAGUAGGGUGACCUUGGCCUUGUGGAUCCAUGGCCUGAGGCGGGUAAGAGGCUUGGGGGUGAGUAUGGGUGAGGUCAUAGAAAGGAGGGAGGAGUGAUGGCCGGAAGCAACAGUGCGACUGUAUGCUUAGCUGAGGAGUGGUACUGCUGACAGAAGGCGUGAACAAUUUUACCAAAGUGAGCUCUUGUUCAUGCUGCCCACAGGUCACUCCAAAACUCCUGUUUCACACUUUGUGCAGACAAACCUUCCAGAACUGCAGGAUGCACUUGAACGCCAGUGCUGGGACUCGGCUUCCUUACUUCCCUCCUUUACAUAGUUUUUAUAAGUGUUUCGUCGGAGCCUCUUAUACUAUGCUCUUCCUAGGAACUGGGCACACAGUGAAUAGGAAAAAAGGCCUUGGUUUCCUCAAAGCUUAGAAUCUCGUAGGGAAGAUGGAAGAUUUAAUAAGCAGUUUUAAUAAAAUGCUAACACUAAGUAGGCACUCAGUAAACGUUUGCUUAAUAAAACCAAAAGUAUGGCUGAACAUAUACCUCUAUGUAUAUAGUUCUGACUUUUAUAACCACGCCCUAUCUAAAAUCACCAAGUAAGGGUAGACAGAAAACCAAAAAGAAUAUAACACGAGCAUUUACAUUAAGGAAACUGGCAAAGACUACAAACCUAGUUUUAAUUUAAUACAUUAUCGAAUGCUUAGAUUUAAGAAAGUUGGCCAGGCGCAGUGGCACACGCCUAAUAUCCCAGCGCUUUGGGAAGCCGAGGCGGCUGGAUCACGAGGUCAAGAGAUCGAGACCAUCCUGGUCAACAAGGUGAGACCCUGUCUCUACUAAAAAUACAAAAAUUAGCUGGGCACGGUGGCGCGCGCCUGUAGUCCCAGCUACUCAGGAGGCUGAGGCAGGAGAAUUGCUUGAACCCAGGAGGCAGAGGUUGCGGUGAGCCGAGGUCACGCCAUUGCACUCCAGCCUGGGUAACAAGAGCAAAACUCCGUCUCAAAAAAAAAAAAAAAAAAAAAAAAAAGAAAGAAAGUGACAGAGAACAUGUUAAUGCAGAUUAAAAAUAAAAAUGUAUAGAGAAUAUGGGCAUUACAUUAUGCACAAAAAGACUGUGAAAAAGACCAGGUGCGGAGGCUAAUGCUCUGUUAUCUCAGCACUAUUGGAGGCAGAGGUGGGAAAAAUUCUUAAGGCCAGGAGUUAGAAACUAGCCUAGGAGACCCUGUCUAUAUACACACACACACACACACACACACACACACACACACCACACAUUCUUACAUGGGUGGUGAGGAAUUUUUAAAAGAAAAUUACUAACUAGUAACGCUACCCACUAACCGAAGCUAAAGAUUUAAACAUAAGACCUAACACCAUAAAAAGCCUAGAAGGAAACCUAGGCAAAACAAACUAUCAUUAGAGUGAACUGGCAACCAACAGAAUGGGAAAAAAUUUUUGCAAUCUACCCAUCUGACAAAGGGCUAAUAUCCAGAAUCUACAAAGAACUUAAACAAAUUUACAGGAAAAAAACAACCCCAUCAAAAACUGAGCGAAGGAUAUGAAAAGUCAUUUUUUAAAAGAAGGCAUUUAUGCAGUCAACAAACAUAUGAAAAAAGCUCAUCACUGCUCAUUAGAGAAACAAAUCAAAACCACAUUGAGAUAGCAUCUCACACUAGUUAGCAUGGUGAUCAUUAAAAAAAUCAGGCAACAACAGAUGCUGGAGAGGAUGUGGAGAAAUAGGAACAAUUGUACACUGUUGGUGAAAGUGUAAAUUAGUUCAACCAUUGUGGAAGACAGUGUGAUGAUUCCUCAAGGAUGUAGAGAUAGAAAUUCCAUUUGACCCAGCAAUCCCAUUACUGGGUAUAUACCCGAAGGAUUAUAAAUCAUUCUAUUAUAAAGACAUGAGGCUGGGCGUGGUGGCCCAAGCCUGUAAUCCCAGCACUUUGGGAGGCCGAGGCAGGUGGAUCAUGAGGUCAAGAGAUCGAGACCAUCCUGGUCAACAUGGUGAAACCCCGUCUCUACUAAAAACACCAAAAAUUAGCUGGGCUUGGUAGCGCGUGCCUGUAAUCCCAGCUACUCAGGAGGCUGAGGCAGGAGAAUUGCCUGAACCCAGGAGGCGGAGGUUGUGGUGAGCCGAGAUCGCGCCAUUGCACUCCAGCCUGGGUAACAAGAGCGAAACUCCGUCUCAAAAAAAAAAAGGCACGUGCACACAUGCGGCACUGUUUACAACAGCAAAGACUGGGAACCAACCCAAAUGCCCAUCAAAGAUAGACUGGAUAAAAAGAAAAUGUGGCACAUAUACAACAUGGAACACUAUGCAGCCAUCAAAAAGGAUGUUCAUGUCCUUUGAAGGGAUAUGGGUAAAGUUGGAAACCAUCAUUCUCAGCAAACUGACACCAGAACAGAAAACCAAACACAUCAUGUUCUCACUCAUAGUAGGUAUUAAAUAAUGAGAACACAUGGACACAGGGAGAUGAACAUCUCACACAAGGGCCUGUCAGGGGGUGGGACACCAGAGGCAGGAUAGCAGGGGGUAGAAAAUUGGGGAGGGAUAGCAUUACGAGAAAUAUCUAAUGUGGACGACAGGGAAUGGAUGCAGCAAACCAUCAUGGCACGUGUACACCUAUGUAACAAACCUGCACAUUCUGCACAUAUACCCCAGAAGUAUAAUAAUAAUUUUAAAAAAUUAAAAAUUUGGGCGAGGCAUGGUAGUUCACACCUGUAAUCCCAACACUUUUGGAGGCAAAGGCGUUUGAGACCAGCCCGGCCAACAGAGCAAAACCCUGUCGGUUCUAAAAAUACAAAAAUGAGUUGGGUGUGGUGGUGUACACCUGUAGUCCCAGCUACUUGGGAGGCUGAGGCAUGAGAAUGGCUUGAAUCUGGGAGGCGGAGGUUGCUGUGAGCCGAGAUUGCGCCACUACACUCCAGACUGGGCAACAGAGCAAGACUCUGUCUCAAAAUGAGAACAAAAUUGAGGGCCAAGCAUGGUGGCUCAUAUCUGUAAUCCCAGCACUUUGGGAGACCAACACGGGAGGAUCUCGAGUCCAGGAGUUCAAGACCAGCCUGCGCAAAAUGGGAAAACCCCAUCUGUACGAAAACAAUUAGCCAGGCAAAGUUAGCCACACAGCUGUAGUCCCAGCUACUUGGGAGGCUGAGGCAGUAGAAUCCCCUGAGCCUGGGAUGUUGAAGCUGUAGUGAGCCAUGAUAGUACCACAACACUCUGUCUGAGCAACAGGGUGAGACCCAAUGUCAAAAAAAAAAAAAAAAAGAAAAAGAAAAAAUUUCCUCUGAUAGAAAAAGACUUGUUAAACACAACAAAAAACUGUAUCAUAGAAUAAUGAGGAAAAUUCCAACAUGUCUUUAUUACUAAAGAUAGUUAUUUGGCACUGUUUUUAAAAUAUAAACUCAUCUAAAAAAAAGCAGGGGAAGGCCAGGCACGGUGGCUCACGCCUAUAAUCGCAGCACUUUGGGAGGCCGAGGCGGCAGAUCAUGAGGUCAAGAGAUCGAGACCAUCCUGGUCAACAUGGUGAAACCCCGUCUCUACUAAAAAUACAAAAAUUAGCUGGGCAUGGUGGCGCGUGCCUGUAAUCCCAGCUACUGGGGAGGCUGAGACAGGAGAAUUGCCUGAACCCAGGAGGCGGAGGUUGUGGUGAGCCGAGAUCGCGCCAUUGCACUCCAGCCUGGGUAACAAGAGCGAAACUCCGUCUCAAAAAAAAAAAAAAAAAAGCAGGGAAAAAAUAUGAACAGAUAUUUUAUGAAAGGUACACAGGUGGCAACUAAAAACAUUAAAAAAUGUUUAACAUAAUGAAGUUUUAGGAAAAUGCAAUGAAAAUCACAGUGAGAUACCACUACUCAUAUAUUAAAAGAGCUGAAAUAAAAAAGAGUGGCCACAUGAAGCUCUGGCAGGGAUGUAGAGGAACUGGAACUCUCAGAUGCCCUUGGUGGGAAUGCAAAGGAAACAUCCAUUUAGAUCAGUUUGGCAUUUCUUAAAAUGUUAGAUAUUCACCUACGUUGUAACUAAGACAUGACAGUUUGAGUUAUUAACAUAGAGAAAAUAAAACAUGUCCAUAUAAAGAACUGAAUGCAAGUAGUUAUAGCCGCUUUAUUUGUAAUAUACAAAAAUCUGUAAAUAACAUAAAUGUCCCUAAACACAUAAACAGUGACUUAUCCACAGAACAGCAUGAUACUCAGCAACACAAAUAUUCAUCAUUGUUGAAUCUCAAAAUAAUUAUACAGCAUGAAGAAAACCAGUAAGAAAAAAAGUCUGUGUGUGUGUGUAUGUAUGUAUGUAUAUAUAUAAAAUUUAAAAUUCCAGAAAAUGCCAACUAAUUUACUGUAAAGGAAAUCAGUUGAUCCCGGAAGAGCUGGGGAAGGCAGAAAGAGAUUAGAAAAGGAUACAAGGAAAAUAUAUGGGUGACAGAUAAAUUCAUUUUCAUGGUUGUGAUGAUGGUUUCAUGGCUUUACCAAAACUGUACAUUUUGGAUACCUGUACUUUGUUGUAUGUCAGUUGUAGAAAUUAGACUAACUUCACAAAGCUUUAAAAAGUGGUUCAAAAUUAAGAGCCUAGAUGUUCCACUUUCUUUUUCUGAAAGUCAGGUUGGUAACCUGAUACAGACUCCACCAUCUCUCUGUCUCCUCAUGCGCUGAGAGAGGCAACCGUGCCUCAGGGGCAGAAAAUUCUGGCAAGCACUGAAGGCUGUUGCCACCUGAAUUAAUAGGAAAAUGUUGGCUGAGUCACAAAGUCACAUCCCUGAACUGCAGAA